Dichomitus squalens LYAD-421 SS1 is the source of this 642-nucleotide messenger RNA. Its product is annotated as spindle assembly checkpoint protein. Lineage: Eukaryota; Fungi; Basidiomycota; Agaricomycetes; Polyporales; Polyporaceae. Gene Ontology annotation, biological process: mitotic spindle assembly checkpoint signaling. The transcript is spliced from 5 exons. The coding region runs from base 1 to 642 and encodes 213 amino acids. The record is from RefSeq and is a predicted model, not a curated record. Gene Ontology annotation, cellular component: cytoplasm; nucleoplasm; kinetochore.
AUGCCUCCCACGAAGCAGAAACAGGCCCCUACUCGCCAGGCUAUUACCCUCAAGGGCUCGACAGCCCUAGUUACAGAGUUCUUCAAGUUCGCUGCGAACACCAUUCUGUUUCAACGCGGUGUCUAUCCCGCGGACGACUUUCACAUGGUAAAGAAAUAUGGGCAGACCGUGCUCGUCACUCAGGAUCUGGCGCUCGAGAAUUACCUGGACAAGAUAUUGAAGCAAGUGAACGAAUGGCUUCUCACGGGCUCCAUAACCCAACUUGUACUCGCCAUCAUCUCCAAGGACUCGCGGACGCCCCUCGAGCGCUGGGUGUUCGACAUCAAUCUCGUCGAGCCGCCCGCGGGCAGCUCAGAGCCGUACGUAGCCCCGCCGAAGCCGGAGAGCGAAAUCCAGGCAGAGAUUCGGAAUAUCCUGAAACAGAUCGUGUCGACGGUGACGUUCCUGCCUGUGAUCGACGAGCCGACGGUGUUCAACAUUCUUGCGUACACGAAGGAGUCCGCCGACGUGCCCGCGGACGAGUGGGUGGAUACGGACCCGCUCGCGAUCGAAGCUUCGAAGAGCCAGCAGGUGAAGCUGAGGAGCUUUAGCACAGAUGUGCAUCGGAUCGAGGCCAUGGUCGCGUAUCGAUAUGAGGGGUAG